Messenger RNA from Musca vetustissima, 1869 nucleotides. RefSeq lists its product as uncharacterized. Gene Ontology annotation, biological process: regulation of cell cycle. The transcript has 5 exons. Gene Ontology annotation, cellular component: nucleus; cytoplasm; spindle microtubule. The record is from RefSeq and is a predicted model, not a curated record. Lineage: Eukaryota; Metazoa; Arthropoda; Insecta; Diptera; Muscidae. Bases 1 to 1869 code for a protein of 622 amino acids.
AUGGCAAAUUUAAUUAAAAAUGAAAACAUGGAUAUGGUAGAAACAUUCCAUAUGGAGUCUGAGGAAAUGGAUGAUCAAAGGAUUGAGGAGCCUGAAGUACUGGAGGUUGCAAGAAAUACAAUCUUGCAUGGAGCGCAACAAAGAUUCUAUAUGGAGUCUGAAGAAAAAGACGAGCAACCUGAGGAUUACACAGAUGUAGAGCUCGAGAGAGCAUGUAAGAAUUAUGAGGAAAAACAACAACAACAAAUCAGUAAUAUGGAGUCUGAACAAAUAGUCGAUCAACCUGAAGAGUAUCCAAAUACACAGCUCGAUAGAUCAUAUACGAAUCAGCAGGAAGAACAGCAACAACAAAUCAGUCAUAUGGAGUCUGAAGAAAUAGUCGAUCAACCUGAAGAGUAUCCAAAUACACAUCUCGAUAGAUCAUAUACGAAUCAGCAGGAAGAACAGCAACAACAAAUCAGGCAUAUGGAGUCUGAAGAAAUAGUCGAGCAACGUGUGGAGUAUACAGACACACAGCUCGAUAGAUGUUCAAGACCAAGUUUUACAGAAAAGAUGCAUUUUUCGGGUUUUCAGAGUUUAAAAUCAUUCAACUUCCUUGAAGAUUGUUUUAAAAGGGAAGAUGAACGAUUGAAAACUUUUAAUUCCUGGCCCUUAACAAAUCCGAAACCUAAAGAGAUGGCUAUGAUUGGAUUUUAUUAUACUGGAGAAGCAGAUAGAGUAAUAUGCUAUUUUUGUGGAGUAGACAUUUGCUGUUGGAAAGAAACGGACUCCCCAAUUGCCGAACAUGUACGAUUGUCUAGCAACUGUGUUCUGCUAAGGAGAAAUUCAACCAACAAUAUAGCAAUAAAUCCUAAGGAAUUAAAUAAAAUUCUACCUGAAAAGAACGUUGAUACAUGUGGAGCACAUCAUAUUACUAUUACCGAACAAUGUCAUACAAACGAAAUAACAAAUUCCACAGCUGCAUUAAUAUUGAAGAGUUUAACAAUGGAUAAAGUUUUAAUUACCAUGGACGCAUCAAAUAUGUACUCAAUUGAUCUGAUCGCUGAAAUCGAAAAUUUAUUGCAAAGUGGAGAUGGUACCAUUAGGACUAAAAACCGCAUAACUUCGGAAGUUUUGGAUGAUUUGGUUCGUCCAAUAGCGGCGGUGAAAGUAACCGAGUCGGAAACGGAAUCCGUAACUGUGGGUUCCAGAAUGUCCCCUAUCACAGAAGAUCAAGUAUCCAAACCCGUAACUGCGGGUUCCAAUCGUGUCCACCCAUUAGAAUCCGUAACUGCGGGUUCUUCGUCGUCUUACUUAUCCAGACAAGAUCCCAUAACUGUGGGUGAUUCGGACUUCCUUAAUCGUGCGUCAAUAUCGGAGUCCGUAUCUGCGGGCUCCUCGCAUUUAAAUAUAAAUUGUUGUCGCGUUUGCAAUCGCCGGCACUCGAUUGAUGAACGAUUGAAAACUUUUAAUUCCUGGCCCUUAACAAAUCCGAAACCUAAAGAGAUGGCUAUGAUUGGAUUUUAUUAUACUGGAGAAGCAGAUAGAGUAAUAUGCUAUUUUUGUGGUGUAGACAUUUGCUGUUGGAAAGAAACGGACUCCCCAAUUGCCGAACAUGUACGAUGGUCUAACAACUGUGUUCUGCUGAGGAGAAAUUCAACCAACAAUAAAGCAAUAAAUCCUAAGGAAUUAAAUAAAAUUCUGCCCGAAAAGAACGUUGAUACAUGUGUAGCACAUCAUAUUACUAUUACCGAACACCUCUUGAUGGAGCCUUUUCGCCUCUUGUUAAUGCUGCCGGCUGCCCAACAUGCCGGGGCCGCUUUGGCUGGUGUGGCUUGUCGUUGCUUUUUUCCAACAACAGAAAAAGUAACGACAAGCCACACCAGCUAA